Messenger RNA from Leptonychotes weddellii (Weddell seal), 3354 nucleotides. Lineage: Eukaryota; Metazoa; Chordata; Mammalia; Carnivora; Phocidae. The record is from RefSeq and is a predicted model, not a curated record.
AUGUUAAACAAGAACAUUCUGCUGUUAUCUCUUACGAUUAGUCUUUUAGGAAUCACUCUUGGUGGGAAUGUUCUGAUUUGGCCAAUGGAAGGGAGUCAUUGGCUGAACAUUAAGAUACUUAUAGAUGAGUUGAUUAAAAAGGAGCAUAACGUGACUGUCUUAGUUGCCUCUGGUGCACUUUUCAUCUCGCCGACCUCUAACUCAUCUCUAAUAUUUGAAAUAUAUAAGGUGCCCUUUGGCAAAGAAAGAAUAGAAGGAGUCAUCAAGGACUUUGUUUUGACAUGGAUGGAAAAUAGGCCAUCUCCUUCAACCAUUUGGAGAUUCUAUCAGGAGAUAGCCAGAGUCAUCAAGAACUUUCACAUACUGUCUAGAGAAAUCUGUGAUGGUGUUCUCAAAAACCAAAAGCUGAUGGACAAGCUGAAGAAAAGCAAAUUUGACAUCCUGAUAUCAGAUCCAGUAUUUCCUUGUGGUGAUAUAGUAGCUUUAAAAUUGGGAAUUCCAUUUAUGUACUCCUUGAGGUUUUCUCCAGCUUCAACAGUGGAAAAGCAUUGUGGGAAGGUACCAUUCCCUCCUUCCUAUGUUCCUGCUAUAUUAUCAGAACUCACCGACCAGAUGUCUUUCACUGACAGAGUAAGAAAUUUCAUCUCCUACCAUCUGCAGGACUACAUGUUUGACACUCUUUGGAAAUCAUGGGAUUCCUACUAUAGUGAAGCUUUGGAUGGUAGCCAUUGGUUAAAUAUUAAGAUCAUUCUAGAGGAGCUGAUUCAAAGAAAUCACAAUGUGACUGUCCUGGCUUCAUCAACAGCUCUAUUCAUCAACUCUAAUCCUGAUUCUUCUGUGAAUUUUGAGGUGAUACCUGUCUCCUAUUUGAACAGCAAUAUAGAAUCCUUAAUUGAACACAUGAUAAAGCUGUGGCUAGACCACAGACCAACUCUUCUCACACUCUGGACUUUCUAUAAAGAACUAGGAAAACUUCUAGAUACUUUUUUUCGAAUCAAUAUACAAAUCUGUGAUGGAGUAUUAAACAACCCCAAGUUAAUGGCAAGACUUCAGAAAGGUGGUUUUGAUGUGUUAGUAGCAGACCCAGUAACUAUCUGUGGGGACCUCGUCGCUCUGAAAUUAGGAAUUCCAUUUGUGUACACACUGAGGUUCUCUCCAGCCUCCACAGUUGAGAGACACUGUGGGAAAAUCCCAGCACCUGCCUCCUAUGUACCUGCAGCUUUGUCAGAGCUCACUGACAAGAUGACCUUUGGUGAGAGGGUUAAAAAUACUAUCUCUUAUCCUCUGCAAGACUACAUAUUUCAGUCCUACUGGGGAGAAUGGAAUUCUUACUACAGCAAAGUUCUAGGAAGACCCACUACAUUAUGUGAGAUUAUGGGGAAAGCAGAAAUUUGGUUAAUUCGGACGUAUUGGGAUUUUGAAUUUCCUCGUCCAUACUUACCUAAUUUUGAGUUUGUAGGAGGGUUGCAUUGUAAACCUGCCAAACCAUUACCUAAGGUUUUAUGGAAAUACAAAGGAAAGAAACCAGCCACAUUAGGAGCCAAUACUCGACUCUAUGAUUGGAUACCCCAGAAUGAUCUUCUUGGUCAUCCCAAAACAAAAGCUUUUAUCACUCAUGGUGGAACCAAUGGGAUCUAUGAAGCUAUUUAUCAUGGGGUUCCUAUGGUGGGAGUUCCUAUGUUUGCUGAUCAACCUGAUAACAUCGCUCACAUGAAGGCCAAAGGAGCAGCUGUGGAGGUGAACAUAAACACAAUGACCAGUGAAGAUCUGCUCAAUGCCUUGAGAACAGUCAUUAAUGAACCUUCUUAUAAAGAGAAUGCUAUGAGGUUAUCAAAGAUUCACCAUGAUCAACCUGUGAAGCCCCUGGAUCGAGCAGUCUUCUGGAUCGAGUUUGUCAUGCGCCACAAAGGAGCCAAGCACCUGAGGCCAGCUGCCCACAACCUCACCUGGUUCCAGUACCACUCUUUGGAUGUGAUUGGGUUCCUGCUGGCCUGUGUGGCAACUGCUAUAUUCUUGGUCACAAAAUGUUGUUUGUUCUCUUGUCGAAAAUUUGGUAAAACAGGAAAGAAGAAAAAGAGGGAAUAGAUCUAAGUUUGGCAAAGGCCUAUUAAUGGGCAAUCCUGUUCAUUCUAGCCACAGUGACCUUAAUGAAAACAGAUUAUCUCCAUCCUGUUUUCAAAAUUCCCACUCCUCUACCUUAGCCUAGAGAUAAAGCCUAGAAUUCAACAUGAUCAUUAAUUAGUGAACAUGUCCCAGUCUUCCUUUGUCUUUUCCCAGGUGCCUUUACCCUCUUCUUCUCAUUUUCCUGUGACAGGGACACUAAUAAUUUUAUGUAUCUUCUAUUCAAAAUAUCAUUAUUUUCAUUAUGCUUAACCUUAAGAAUAUGCUGACUAACAAUAUGCUGAAUCCUGAGGAGCACACAACAUGUGAGUUGAAUGUGAUGGAUGUAGGGAAUAUAGAAGAAUAAAAUUCACAAGUUCCCCUAGAAUAUACAAAUCAAGGAAUCACCAUAGAUUAGUAUGCUAUAAGAAGCAUAAUGAUUUCUUUUUUCAUGAAAAAUAAGCCCUUCUGCUUGUCCAAAGUUAUUGGGGUCAGAGCCUAAAUUGAUAACAAUGGUUAUAGUGUAUCAUACUAGGGAAGGUCUACAAAUUCCCAUUCAAUCCAUAGGUAAUUAUGGCCUGUGUUCCUGCCUGCAAUCAACUAGCCCUCUAGUGUGCCUUUUAAUGCAAGGGUCUGGGGACUGCCCUCAAACAAAAGAGAUUAAUUGAGUCAUUAUUUUUUCUCAGGGACAGAGAAUGUCAGCAAUAUGUUAAAGGUGGCCAGAUCAUUUAUAGAGAAAAUAAUUAAGAAAUAUAGAAAAAAUUUUAUGAAAUUUUUAAUUAACAGUAUAUUGGUAACAUUAAAGUUAAAUGUCAAUUUAUUAUAUUGAAAAAUCAGUAAUGCCCAUAAUCUAUAAUCAUUCUUUAUAAUCAAAGAUUUAGUUUUCUAGCAAAAACAAAUAUUUACUUGGAAUGUAAGAUCAUUGUAUUAUUUUUCGGUCUGUAUCUUUUACAAAUUUAAAUUUAUCAAUUAAGUAUUAUGCCAAGCAUAUAAGUAAGAUAUUAAUAGAUCUGCUUGACUAAGGGUAUGUUUUAGUAAAUAUUUAUCAUGGAAAGCACUAAUUAAAAUUCAUAAUGAAUCAGCUCUGCAUUAAUUUAACAAGACUGCACUUUCUUUACCCCUUAUAAACUUAAUGAUAUAUUCUAAUUAAAGUUUUAAUUUCAGUAUUUCAUAUAUAAUUGAGUUGAAUGACAUCCGUUGGCUUACUGAAAAUUUUGAAAUUCAUAUUCAUUUUAACAUGGCAUAUUGAAAAUU